UCAUGGGGUUUCACUUUCUAAGACGAUGUCUCCAAAGACACCUGAAGAAAGAGAACGGAUGAGUCAUAUACCUUAUGCAUCAGCUAUUGGUAGCAUUAUGUAUGCGAUGUUAUGUACAAGACCUAAUGUGGCUUAUGCACUUAGUGUAACGAGCAGAUAUCAGUCUAAUCCAGGUGAAGAACACUGGAAAGCGGUUAAGAUAAUCCUUAAGUACUUAAGAAGGAAUAAGGAUAUCUUUAUGGUGUAUGGAAAUGGAGAACUGAAACUAGAAGGCUUUACUGAUUCUGGUUUUCAGUCGGAUAAAGAUGACUUUAAAUCCAUGUCUGGUUACUUGUUUACUCUGAAUGGAGCAGCGGUUAGUUGGAAAAGUUCCAAACAAGAAACAAUUGUUGACUCUACGACAGAGGCUGAAUAUAUUGUUGCAUCUGAUGCUGCAAAGGAAGCUGUUUGGAUAAGAAACUUCAUCCAAGGGUUGGGUGUAGUACCAUCUGUUGUUGAUCAAAUAAUGAUUUAUUGUGAUAACAAUGGGGCUAUUGCGCAAGCAAAGGAGCCAAGAUCUCAUCAAAGAUCCAAGCACAUUACGAGACGAUACCAUUUGAUUAGAGAAAUCAUUGGUAGAGGCGACGUCGUGAUGGAGCGAGUCGACUCAGCAGAAAAUAUUGCAGACCCCUUAACUAAGCCCUUGUCACAGAAA
Messenger RNA from Striga hermonthica, 694 nucleotides. Lineage: Eukaryota; Viridiplantae; Streptophyta; Magnoliopsida; Lamiales; Orobanchaceae. The record is from the annotation of a GenBank genome assembly.